Messenger RNA from Aspergillus puulaauensis, 1221 nucleotides. Its product is annotated as MBL fold metallo-hydrolase. NCBI's taxonomy places the organism in Eukaryota, Fungi, Ascomycota, Eurotiomycetes, Eurotiales, Aspergillaceae. Bases 1 to 1221 code for a protein of 406 amino acids. The transcript has 3 exons. The record is from RefSeq and is a predicted model, not a curated record.
AUGGCAGGCCUCCACAUACCCGUAUCCGAUGCCACCGUCCGCGUGCGCAUGGUAAAUACCAGCGGCGUUAUGGUCGUCAAUGCGAAACCCUUCAUCGAGCCCGUGCAGUCAGGCCACGAGACACUCAACCUCCCUGUCGCCGCAUUCCUUCUCGACCAUGGCCCCUCUGGUCGGAAAAUCAUGUUCGAUCUCGGCGUUAGAAAGGAGUAUUGGAAGCUCCCGGCGUCUCUGCAGAAACGGUUGGGGUUUGUUAUUCCAGCGUUGAGAGUUGAUGAGGAUACGACAGAGAUUUUGGAACAGAGAGGGGUGGCCCUGGGGGAGAUUUCGAGCGUGAUCUGGUCGCAUUACCACUGGGAUCACACCGGGAGCAUGGAGCUCUUCCCCAAGUCAACACAGCUGGUCGUCGGUCCCGGUUUCAAGGCGUCGCCGCGACUUUUACCAGGCUUCCCCGAGAACAUAGACUCGCCCAUUGAUUCAAGGGCUAUCGAGGGGCGCGAGCUACGGGAAAUCGUAUUUGACGAUUCCUUUCAGAUCGGUGGUUUCCGUGCGCACGACUUCUUCGGCGACGGCUCCUUCUAUCUACUGGACACCCCCGGCCACUGCCUGGGCCACAUUUGCGGCCUUGCCCGGACUACCCCGGGCCCUGAAAGCACUUUUGUCCUUCUCGGCGGGGACAUUUGCCACUUCCCUGGAGUGUUUCGGCCAAGCCCCCAGCUACCCCUUCCAGACCCGAUCCCAAGCGGCGUUCUGGAUAGUGGCACAACCUAUUUCCCGCGGGUCUGCCCCUGUUCCCUCUUUGCAGAGGCGCACCCUCUUCGCGACAGCAUUCCCGAGAACUCUGAACCAGGGGCCCAUCCAUUUUAUCACGUUUCUACGGACGAAAGCGCCGCGUACAUUGAUCCCGCGGAGAGUCAGCGGUCCGUCGAGAAGCUCGUCCACUUCGACACGAGCCCCGAUGUGCUGGUUUGUCUGGCCCAUGACGAGACGAUGCUGCGUCAACUGCCGACGUUGAAUGAAGCGCCGGACGAUGAUCUGAAUGGGUGGCGACUGAGAGGGUAUAAGGAGAGAGUGCACUGGGGGUGGUUGAAUGAGCUGUCGCGUGGGGGGAAACCUGGGAGACCGAGGGCUAUUGAGGGGUUUUGGAGAGAUAAGAAGGUGUGGGAGGGGGCGAAGGAGGAGUUGAAGCGGAAUGGGGAGAGUGCGUCGGGGGUGUCGUUGUGA